Amphiprion ocellaris (clown anemonefish) is the source of this 3649-nucleotide messenger RNA. RefSeq names its product protein phosphatase 1D-like. Gene Ontology annotation, cellular component: nucleus; cytosol. The record is from RefSeq and is a predicted model, not a curated record. Gene Ontology annotation, biological process: protein dephosphorylation. Gene Ontology annotation, molecular function: mitogen-activated protein kinase binding; cation binding; protein serine/threonine phosphatase activity. Lineage: Eukaryota; Metazoa; Chordata; Actinopteri; Pomacentridae. The coding region runs from base 151 to 1872 and encodes 573 amino acids. The transcript has 6 exons.
GACGUCUCGGAGAAGAUAAACAAAAAGGAAGGAAGCCUUCGGCAACACAAUCGCGGCAAAAUCGGUUCAAAAUUUUAGCUUGCAAGCUAUAGUUAGCAGCUACAUGCACUGUUUUAUUGCUUAGAAAGCCACCAUUAGGCGUUCACAACCAUGGACGACGCAAUAAUAUUCCGUAUGAGCGCAUUUUCCGAGCAAGGGGGGAGAAAAUACAUGGAGGAUGUUGUCGAGAUAAGAAUCGAGUACGAGCCGACGCCGUCGCCAGCCGAAGAUUAUCCAAAGUCACAGAGACAUGGAGGGCAGGGAAAGGAGGAAACCGAGCCCACCAAACAGACUGAAAACGAGACACAUAGUCAAAACGUAGCUGCAGAGUCGGGUCCAGCCUCUGCUGUGUGGGUAGAGAGUUUAUCUAAUGAGGACAACAGCGGCAACAUCGGUGCACCAGGAUCCGGUGAAAAAGACGCAGAGCAUGUUGUCGACACUCGGAAGUCGGUGGCGUUUUUCGCCGUGUUUGAUGGCCACGGAGGCCGGGAAGCGGCACAUUUCGCAAGAGAGAACCUGUGGGGUUUGUUGAAAAGGCAGCGGGGGUUUUGGUCCAAGGAUCACAGUGAAGUGUGUGCCGCUCUUCGGAAAGGAUUCAUCGCCUGUCAUCACGCGAUGUGGAAAGAGCUGCCGGAGUGGCCAAAGACUAUCACCGGCCUGCCCAGUACAUCAGGCACCACAGCCAGCGUUAUUGUGAUCCGUGGAGUUCACAUGUAUGUCGCCCAUGUGGGGGAUUCAGCAGUAGUGGUUGGAGUAAAGGAAAAUGACUCUGAUAUUAUGCUGCAAGCACUUGAAGUAACACAAGACCAUAAACCUGAACUUCCUAAAGAAAAAGAAAGGAUUGAACGACUGGGUGGCAGUGUAAUGAAGAAAUCUGGGGUGAACCGUGUUGUAUGGAAGAGGCCCAGGCUGACCCAUAAUGGCCCUGUGAGGAGGAGCACAGUUAUUGACCAGAUCCCGUUCCUGGCUGUAGCCCGAUCCCUUGGCGAUCUCUGGAGCUAUGAUUUCUACAGUGGGGAGUUUGUGGUUUCUCCGGAGCCUGAUACCACCGUGAUGACCCUCGAUCCCAAACGACAUCACUACAUUAUUCUAGGCAGUGAUGGACUAUGGAAUAUGAUGCCACCCAAGAAUGCUGUUAAUAUGUGCUAUAGCCAUGACAAAAUGGUGGGACCAAAAGGAAUGUCUUGCGCCCGUCGGCUGGGAUGUACAGCUUUACUGUUUUGGAAGGAACGCAUGCUACGCGCUGACAACACAACAGUUAUAGUGUUGGCCCUGCAGGAGCGUGGAGGCCCGCCAAUCCCUAUGCAUCGAGAUGAAAUUGUUGUUGACAUGGCUACAGGAAUUGACCAUGUUCCAUACCCAGGAACUACUUAUAACACGUGUGAGAUCCCAAAGCAGAGUGACACAGAGAAUGCUCUCUCACCAUUCAAAGAAAGACCCACAACUCUGGAACAGGCAUUUGGGCUGUACGAAGCAGCUUUCUGUGCCACCACACAGCUCUUACCUGAUGUAGACUCUGUAAGGGCCACGCUGCCCCCUUCAGAUGGUUCAGUGAAUGUUUUCGAAAAGCAAGACCCAACAACCCAAAUGGACUGUAGUGCUUCUCCUCCACUCAAAAGGUCUCGCCGUUGUUCGAGCGCCUCCCCUGAUCUUAAAGGUCCUCAUCGUCGGCUCGGCCAGUCCCCCAACAAAAGUCUGUCCCAGAAGACACCUCACAGCAAAAUACCAAGUGAACAAUCUCGGCAAACUCGUGCUCAAACUCGAGAAAGAAGCUCCUCUGAGGAACGCGGUAUCGUACCACAGCACCACAACGCUGCCUUGUGUGUGUGCUGAAUCUCGUCAACUGUUUUUGCCCUGACACUACAAUAAUAAUCACCAAGUACCAGGUGUGCCGCAGGCCUGUUUCUAGAUGUAUACUUUUUAAACAAAGUUUGUUGUUGUUAAUAUAUUAGGAGUGGAGGUUGUAAAUGUGUUGCUGUUUUGCCCCCUUUUCUCUUUUUUAUUUUGCUCCUCUUCCUACCCCCACUUUCAAUUUUAGUGUUCUAAUCUAAAAUGUAAAAUUUUUUGAAUUGUUCAAAAUACCCUAUUUUCAUACUUUUUAAGUAUGUACAGUAUUUCCAAAAGAUGUAUUUUAAAGAAGAUAGAUCACCACAAUUUGACCUAACGGGAGUUCACCAGAACUGUGACCCUUGAGAUCAUCUGUUCUAGAUUUUUAUUAAACUAUUUUAGAUUGUUUUACUUGAUGGGUGGUAUAAUGUGCCGGUCUUUGCUUGACUGGGGUCGAUACCUCAGACGGAUUGUUUGGAAUUUAAUGUUAGAUGAAAUGUGCUUUGAUACCAUUAUCUGAGAUUGGUUGAUGGUUACUUUCCUUCACAUGCUGUGGAGUUUGAAGUUUUAAGGGUAUAUUCUGCAGUUGUCUAGAUUAGAAGCCCCUAGAGAUGGUAAUACUGUAGGAUACAAGCAAUGGUCUGAGGCAAUUAUACGGGUAUUGAUUUUGAAUCUAUGUUGUUUGUUUUUUGUCUUUGGUUUAUUAAGUACCAUCAUGAUCCCAACUGUUACUCAGCUAAUUGAUUCUUAUGCAUGGCUUGUCAGGAGGUGUUACAGGGUCACUUCACCCACAUCAGGGAAAAAAAAGCAUAUACUACAUGCUCUCAUCUUUCAGAUGUAUGUGAUUUGAGUGAACUGACCCUUUAAUGGUAGGUCAUUUUGGCAAAAUUUUCAUGUUCCAUUCUAAGCACCUUCAUUUAAUUAUUCCUCAUCAUCUGGCCAAUUAAAGGACAAUUUUAUGUUAUGUUAAAAUUGGACCUGUUUGAAUGGUAAAAUCAGGAAUGGAGGUUGUUGCCUUUACUGGGUGUCUACCUGUCCACGAGGCACGAACACAAUUUCAACAUGUCUUCCUCUGUUCCUAUAUACUGCAUCUUCUGUGUAUGGUUUGGAUCCAUAACUUGUGUUUAUAAUUCGCACAGACAACACUUUAUGGUAUGUAUGUUGAAUACAGUAAGUGCCAGAUUUAUGAUGAAAUGAUCAAAGUUCUAACUUGUGUUCAUAUGGCAGCUCAGUUACUGUUUUAACUGAUUUGUUGCCUUCUUUCUACAUAAAAUGUCAUGGUUGCCUUAGCACAAUUGAGUCAGAGGUGCUUUUCAUGUGUUCAUAUUUGGGACCCAGACAAGUGAGAAUCUCCAGGAUACGUUGGUGAAAGUACGGCUGUCGCCCAGCCUCGACUGUAUCAUGCACCUUCAGUUUUACUUUGGUGUCAUUUUACCAUUUGCACUGCAGCACACUAAACCUGCUCCGUGUGGUUAGUGUUUCCCAAUAAUUUUGAGCAGUCUGUUCAUUUUUGUACAGUACGUCAAUAUGCAAUAGAAGUUUGUACAGUACAUUAUUAUGCAAAGUAAUUGGGUUUUUCAGGAGUCUGGCAUGCUCAGAUCUACUCUGUAUGUUGUGAAGUGUCCAGAGAUAAUGGAUGUUAAUGGGCAUGUGGUGUGUCUUGACAAUUACAAUACUUUGGUCUGACUUUGUAUCCAAUGCAGCCAGUUUGCAGGACUGACUGUUACAUACUGGAUAUAUAAUAUUUGUGUGUUGUAAUAAAGUUCUCAUUUUUCAAAUGGUG